This is a messenger RNA of Alternaria burnsii, 1662 nucleotides long. RefSeq names its product amidase signature enzyme. The record is from RefSeq and is a predicted model, not a curated record. Lineage: Eukaryota; Fungi; Ascomycota; Dothideomycetes; Pleosporales; Pleosporaceae. Bases 1 to 1662 code for a protein of 553 amino acids. The transcript has a single exon.
AUGGUUCAGUUCACACGCCUAGCGCUUGUUUCGCUCUGCAGCCACGCUGUGGUUGGGCAAAACAUGCCCUUCGAUGCUCGGGAAGCCACCAUCGACUCAGUCCACCAUGCGCUCUACUCCGGACUUUCAACAUGUCGCGAAGUGGUAUCGUCGUUCCUCGCCAACAUUGACGCCAACAACAACCGAACGAACGCCAUCAUCACCUUGAACCCCAAUGCCCUGGCCAUCGCUGACGACAUGGAUGAGCAGCUCUCGGCCGGUAAUGCCACUGGACCGCUCUUUUGCGUCCCGAUACUGCUCAAAGACAACUACGACACAGCAGACAUGCCAACCACCGGUGGGAACCUCGCCCUAGCGCAUUCCCAACCUUUGGAAGAUGCCCCAAGUGUGACAGCGUUCAAAAACGCGGGUGCCAUCAUCCUCGGCAAGGCGAACUUGCACGAGCUCGCUUUGGAGGGAAUCAGCGUGUCCUCGCUAGGUGGGCAGACGAUCAAUCCCUACGACUCCACCCGCACACCAGGCGGUAGUUCGGGGGGCACAGGUGCAGCAGUCGCGUCCUCAUUCUGUGUCUUCGGCACCGGGACGGAUACCGUGAACUCGCUGCGCAGUCCAGCCUCGGCCAACUCGCUAUGUAGUAUCCGACCUACGCGUGGGCUGAUCACCCGGACGGGAAUCAUCCCCAUAUCGACUACCCACGAUGUCAUUGGGCCUAUCGCCCGCACAAUCAGAGACGUGGCAACAGCGCUGACGGUCAUGGCUACAACGGGUUACGAUGCAGCAGACAACGACACCGCAUUAGUCCCUGGCCCCAUCCGCAACACUGACUACACCUCCUCGUUACAUAGUACCGAGCUCAAAGGUCUGCGCAUCGGUGUACUAGACGGUUUUUUCAACCGCACAGACUCGCCAGAAGUCACGCCCGUUAACAAUGCCAUGGACGCCGUUAUGUCGCGUCUAGAAGCUGCGGGCGUAACACUAGUCCCCAUUACCGAAUCCAUCUACAACGCUACUGCCAUUCAAUCCGCCUACGACGUCCAGCGCUUCGAGUACCGCGAGCUCAUGGACGCCUAUCUCGCGCGUCCGUCCCUCGGCGGCCAACACCCCGCCACCCUAGCCGAUUUGUACUCGCGCCGCAUGGCCAACGGCACUCAGGGAGAGUUCCUGGUGCUUCCAAGUCAGUACGAGUAUGUCAAUACGGCUCUUGUGUCUUCUACGGGUAAUGCUACGUAUAACGAUCGGCAAGCUGGUAUUCGUAACCUUACGCUCGCUCUGCUCAACACUUUUACGUCGAAUGGCCUCGACGCUAUCAUCUACCCUGAGCAAAAGAAUCUGGUUGUUAAGAUUGGCUCGCCCUCGCAGUCGGGCAGAAAUGGUAUCCUGGCUGCUUUGACGGGAACGCCGGUUGUCACUGUGCCGGCGGGCUUCUCGGAUCCGAGUGACGAGGCGCCCGUUGGUGUGCCGAUUGGAAUGGAGAUUCUGGGGCGCCCGUGGGACGAGGCCAAGUUGUUGGGCAUUGGGUAUCAGGUGGAGCAGCUGUUGAAGGCGAGAAAGAGUCCGGUUUGGGCGAGAGAGAUGGUGGAGGGGAAGAGGUAUGAGGAGGUACCGGUUAUUGAGCCAGAUACUGCGAACGUUCCUAGUGUGUAUCCGUUGGGGACGCUCUAG